UAAUACUCACAUGAUGGAUCUAAAAGUAUUCCUUAUUCUGUGUGUAGUUCCCUGUGUACUCUCACAAUGUGUAAUGAAGAAAGCUGAGCCCCAGUUAAGACGAGCAAUUUACGACUUUUCAAUCGAACUAUUGACAAGAAUAGCUCAAGAAAAGGAGAACCAUUUUGUAGCUUCAACGCUAUCGCCGUGGACGCUUUUAUCCUGUUUGUCUCUAGGAGCCGCUGACAACACGCUUGCUGAAUUAAAACAUGUACUCAAACUACAUUAUCACAAAUGUUUCAACAACUUAUACUUGGAGAUUGUCAGCAAGAUCAACUCCAAUUCAGACCCCCACGUCACAGUGGAGAGAAGUGCGGUAAUGUUUGCGGACGAAGAAUUGUCGAUUAACGAUGCCUUUAAAAACAGGAUAGCGAGCACCGGGAUUAGUGACAUUGAAGUUAUUUCGCUUGGGUACGCUGAUGCCGCAGCAGCUAUGAUAAACAAUUACGUAAGCCGGGCAACACACAACGCAGUUGAAGAUAUGGUAAACCCAAGCGAUUUGGAGGAUGUUUACCUAGUAAUGAUUGACGCUCUAUUCUUCAAAGGUACUUGGGAAACGCCAUUCGUAGCAGAGGAAACAGAAACAAGCCCGUUUUACAAUGAAAGGGGGGUUCAAAUUGGAGACGUUAAUUUAAUGUUCGUUAACGGCAUGUUCCAUGAGAAGUCAAUUGAUCAAAUCGAUGCCAAUGUUCUUGAGUUGCCGUACGGAAAUAGCGGAAGAUACUCUGCCCUGUUUUUCGUUCCCUACCCCGACGUUCCGGUGUACAACGUUAUUGAAAAACUUAAGCUGAUCACUUUAACGACAAUAUUCAAACAAUUCGAUGAGAAAGAAAGUGUGAUGGUGCAGAUACCACGAUUCAAGAUUGUGUCCGACUUGAAUAACAUGCGCGAAUUGUUAAGAGACAUGGGCUUAGAGUCGAUGUUUGUCAGUGAGCAAGCGCGCUUUCCUUAUUUAUCCGAUGAUAACCUAUCCGUUUCUGAAUUCUUCCAGAAAGCUAGUAUAGAAGUUACUGAAGAAGGCACUACAGCUAGUGCGGCUACUGCUGCAGAAUUAGUUUCGAGGAGUUUCCCCAUAAAGUAUACAGCGAACAAGCCAUUUUUGUUCAUGAUUGUGGACAAAGUAUACGAGGUGCCUUUGUUCGCUGGUGCCUACUCGAAACCUAGUGAAUACUAGAGCGUUUAUAUAUCCAGAACAGACCAAAUGUAUAUAAUAUCGUAUUAAAUACCUCUGUUCAACAGAUUUGUAAAGCCACUGUUUUAUAAUUUUAUAUUGUAAUAUU
Messenger RNA from Zerene cesonia (dogface butterfly), 1319 nucleotides. It is a transcript of the gene serpin-7, whose product is annotated as serine protease inhibitor 77Ba-like. Gene Ontology annotation, molecular function: serine-type endopeptidase inhibitor activity. The record is from RefSeq and is a predicted model, not a curated record. The transcript has a single exon. The coding region runs from base 11 to 1213 and encodes 400 amino acids. Lineage: Eukaryota; Metazoa; Arthropoda; Insecta; Lepidoptera; Pieridae.